AAUCGAGCCUUGCACACCCACUUCCAACCGGCACCAUGGAUUUCGCAAAGUUAAUGUCGGCGCAUAUAAACAAAGCCAAAGAAGCCGCUCCUCCAGACUCUUCCGACAAGAAGUACCUUAAGCGUUCCGAGAUCGAAGCCCAACGCGAAGCUGCAUACCUUGCCGAGAAGCAAGCGGCCGAAGAAGCUCGUCGCGAGAAACUCGAGAAAAAGAGGAAAGCCGAGGAAUAUGAGGCGCACAAGGAAGCCGAACGAAGAGAGAAGCGGCGACGGCUGGCCGAGGAAUCUAAGCAGCGGAGAGAGCAAGAGGAGGAAGAACAAGAGAGACAGAGACGGAAACGAUUAGGUCUACCAGAUCUGCCGCCGAGGAAGAAAGAGGGCGAGGAUGAGGGCACUCCGGUGCCGGAUGACGAGGAUAUCGAAGAGGAAGAGUUGGUGGGGAAGCUGAGAGCUUUGGAUGAGCCGGCAAGAUUGUUUGGUGAGACGCAUAAACAGAGGUUGAAGCGGUAUAAGAAGCGUGUGGGAGCUGAUAGCCUUGCUGCGCUCAUAACCGACGGACCGAUUCCAACCACCCUUCAAUUGGUGCCGGAGAAGGACAUGAGGGUUGAAUUGAAGGUACCGAAGGAUGAGGAGGCGAGAAAGUUCUUAUUCAGGCAACUGGCUAGCUACUUCACAAUGGUACUCAAGGCGUGGGAGGUGGCGCUCGCAGGCCGCUCAGAUGAGGUUAAGACGAGCUACCAAGGCAAACAAGCGCACACUGCUAUGGUACAAGCGCGGGAGAACAUGCGACCACUAUUCAAAAAGCUCGAAAAGGGUGACUUGGAAGACGGAAUUCUAGAACCUGUAGUCGAAAUUGUGAAUGCAGCACAAGAGAGGAGGUAUGUAGAUGCGAAUGAUGGCUACCUCAGACUCAGCAUUGGCAAAGCAGCCUGGCCCAUCGGAGUCACCAUGGAAUCUUACUUUACAUACCCGCCUGAUCCAGAGUCUCCCGUCAAUCAUGACAUCCUCUUCCGACCUGGGAUUGCUCCCGAUGGAUCAGACACAUUCACACCAAGGACCCUCAUCUAUGACUUGAAGGGAGCUUUCGGCAGCAUGAGGAAGGUUAAUGCACUGUACGAGCCUGACUACAACGAGAGUCAAGAAGCGGGCGGCGUGUGGCCAUCUAAACCAAUCAUACAACGUUCUCAGCCUAUUCCCCAAUCAGCAUAUCAGGUACACCUCGACGCAGGCCUUGACCCACCCCCGCUCACUACUUCCACUGUCCGCUAUUGGUCCGACUAUUCUCGUGUGUUCUACCACCCUAAGUCAUUGGUUCAACUCUCUGAGUUUGAAGUCAACGACAAACUUAUGCCGUUCGAAAAAUGGGAUGUUGGCAUGAGCCUUUUCGAUAAGCUAGAAAGAGAGGUAGAUCUAGUUGACAGAGACCUAAGACCGUUUGUAGAAGAGUGUGAUGGCAUGCAGGGGCUACAGCUUAUCACUAGCGUUGACGAUGCUUGGGGAGGGUGGGCGAGUGGGUGGAUUGAGAGACUCCAGGACGAAUAUGGAAAAUUCAGUAUCUGGACCUGGGGCUUAGGAGACCAGGGUAGCAAUAUGGCAGUAUCAAGAGAAAUGAGACUUCAGCAGAUCGUAAACUCUGCCCGGUCCCUAUAUGCUCUUGCCGAGCACUCAUCUGUAUACUCCCCAGUCUCCCAAACUCCUCUGAAAGUGCCUUCAUAUAUGUCAAUAGAUGCAAGUUCGCCAUGGCAUACUGGCGCUCUGCAAGCUGUGGCUAUUGAAAGUAUGACGAUAUCAUCACGACUAAGAUCAUCUGACGGAAGCCGAGGAUCCUUGCAUGAUAUGGAAGACACUUUCAAUAAUACCGGCAAACGUAGGAUUGCAAAACUUGAGAUGAGCGCUGCGGACCCGGAUGUCCUCGAGGAGAAAUGCGAGGAACAAAUCGCGCAAGCCGAGAAAGUUGGUUCCGUGACUUUGAAGCGAGAGAGCGAAGGAAGAGACCAAUUGACUGAGUUCGAUAUGGAUGUAUUCACGAAAGAUUACAGGACUCCCUCUACCGGUAUCAAGCAGCAAAAGAAAGACCAUAUCUUCGGGAGGGUGGAGGCCGCAAGAGGAGAAUGGAGUAGCUCUGAGGGUAGAGGAGGGCGAGAUCCUCGCGACCGAUUCGGUGAAGGACCAGCAGUGCAAAGGUUUUCCACAUCGCUUCUUUUUCCUCUACUUGACAGCUUCCCAUCCAUAUUCAAUGUUAGGUCAGGCCAAAAUGGGAAAAUAGCAGUGUACUCGGGAUUGACGGCGAGCACAGCAGUUGCAAACCAGGUUCGAUUAAUUGAGCAGAUCGUGCGGCGAGCGGCGAGCCUUGAUGAACGGGAAACUCUCUGUAACAGUCUGCAGACGAUCGCAGAGGAAUAUGACGAGGGAUGGGCCAGUGGCAGUGACAGCGAUGAGGAUGACUGAAGGAAGCAUAAAUCUGCCGAUAUCAAUAAAUGCGACCUGUCGCUCUUCUCCACGACUGAGAUGCGUCGUCGGGCCAUGGCUCCAGUCGGAGCAGGAAAACUGAACGGCGACAGGGCGCAAGGAAGAAUUAUGCCGGGCGUCUCGUGCAUGAUGCAGACUUGGCGCUAUCGAUAACCAGCCUGUACCGAUUCGGCAUGCUUUAAUACUUUGACACCGUGUGACGGAUGCUGAGACGUCUGUAAGGCUGUCAAAACAGGUUUCCACCCCAAGCCGCAGAGACU
Lindgomyces ingoldianus is the source of this 2728-nucleotide messenger RNA. RefSeq lists its product as uncharacterized. Gene Ontology annotation, biological process: mitochondrion distribution; RNA splicing. Gene Ontology annotation, cellular component: cytoplasm; spliceosomal complex. The record is from RefSeq and is a predicted model, not a curated record. The coding region runs from base 36 to 2447 and encodes 803 amino acids. Lineage: Eukaryota; Fungi; Ascomycota; Dothideomycetes; Pleosporales; Lindgomycetaceae. The transcript has 5 exons.